Molecule: messenger RNA, 2573 nt
Organism: Gavialis gangeticus (Gharial)
Lineage: Eukaryota; Metazoa; Chordata; Crocodylia; Gavialidae
Gene: RTCB
Product: RNA 2',3'-cyclic phosphate and 5'-OH ligase
Exons: 12
Coding region: 79-1596 (505 amino acids)
Biological process (GO): tRNA splicing, via endonucleolytic cleavage and ligation
Cellular component (GO): tRNA-splicing ligase complex; nucleus
Molecular function (GO): RNA ligase (ATP) activity
Source: RefSeq, a predicted model, not a curated record
GUGAGCCUCAGCAGCUUCCGUCUGCAUCUGGCCGGUGCUGUAAAGCUACCGUGACACGGAGCUGCUGGCACCGCCGCCAUGAGCCGGAGCUACAAUGACGAGCUGCAGUACCUGGACAAGCUCGACAAGAAUUGCUGGCGCAUCAAGAAGGGUUUCGUGCCUAACAUGAACGUGGAGGGCGUCUUCUAUGUCAACGACCCGCUGGAGAAGCUGAUGUUUGAGGAGCUGCGGAACGCCUGCCGCGGCGGCGGUGCUGGUGGUUUCCUGCCUGCCAUGAAACAAAUUGGGAAUGUGGCUGCACUACCUGGCAUUGUCCAUAGAUCCAUUGGGCUUCCCGAUGUCCAUUCUGGCUAUGGGUUUGCUAUUGGCAACAUGGCUGCCUUUGAUAUGAGUGACCCAGAGGCAGUGGUGUCACCAGGUGGUGUUGGUUUUGACAUCAACUGUGGUGUCCGCUUACUGCGUACGAAUCUGGAUGAAUGUGAUGUACAGCCUGUGAAGGAACAGCUUGCUCAGGCCAUGUUUGACCAUAUUCCUGUGGGUGUGGGCUCCAAGGGUGUCAUCCCCAUGAAUGCCAAGGACUUGGAAGAGGCCCUGGAGAUGGGGGUGGACUGGUCUCUUCGGGAAGGAUAUGCUUGGGCAGAGGACAAAGAGCACUGUGAGGAAUAUGGGAGGAUGCUGCAGGCUGAUCCUAAUAAGGUCUCUUCAAGAGCCAAGAAAAGGGGGCUGCCUCAGCUGGGGACUCUGGGAGCAGGGAACCAUUAUGCAGAGAUCCAGGUUGUGGAUGACAUCUAUAAUGAGUAUGCUGCCAGGAAGAUGGGCAUUGACCACAAGGGACAAGUGUGUGUAAUGAUUCACAGUGGCAGCAGAGGCCUGGGCCACCAAGUUGCUACAGAUGCAUUGGUGGCCAUGGAGAAAGCUAUGAAACGAGACAAGAUCAUAGUGAAUGAUCGCCAGCUGGCAUGUGCCAGGAUUGCUUCUCCAGAGGGACAGGACUAUUUAAAAGGAAUGGCUGCAGCUGGGAACUACGCAUGGGUUAACCGCUCUUCCAUGACUUUCCUAACUAGACAGGCCUUUGCCAAAGUCUUCAACACGACUCCUGAUGACCUUGACAUGCAUGUGAUUUAUGAUGUGUCACACAACAUUGCCAAAGUGGAGCAACAUGUGGUGGAUGGAAAAGAGCGAACCCUGCUGGUGCAUAGAAAAGGAUCCACUAGAGCUUUCCCCCCUCAUCAUCCUCUCAUUGCUGUUGAUUACCAGCUGACUGGACAGCCUGUGCUGAUUGGUGGGACUAUGGGUACCUGCAGCUAUGUUCUUACUGGUACAGAUCAAGGCAUGACCGAGACCUUUGGAACCACUUGCCAUGGAGCUGGUCGUGCACUAUCCCGAGCCAAAUCCCGACGUAACUUGGACUUCCAGGAUGUGUUAGACAAACUGGCUGACAUGGGCAUUGCCAUUCGUGUUGCUUCUCCCAAACUGGUCAUGGAGGAAGCACCAGAAUCCUAUAAGAAUGUGACGGAUGUGGUGAAUACGUGCCAUGCUGCUGGCAUCAGCAAGAAGGCUAUCAAACUGAGACCUAUUGCUGUUAUUAAAGGAUAGAAACUGACUGUGACAUUGGCAAAAUUGUUGGCAUUACAAGGCCUUCCCCAGAACUGACAAACAUCAACUUCCCAGACCUCUCGACAACAGAGUGCUCGCAUACUGUGCUCCCUUUCUUUGGAAAUGCAGGCAGACGAGAACACUGCUAGUCUUACCCAGACUCUUAAAACUAACUCUCUUGUUGCUGGAUGCACUUUACCCCUGGCGAGGGGGUAAACAAAACAUUCUGUUGUUCUGUGUGCAAUGGUCCCACAAACAUGCAUGAAAUUCCAUUAGCAGAACUGCAGAUCUCACUGGGGCAGACUGUCCAUAGUUAGCCUGCAGACUUCAGUAAGUACGCCCUCUGUCAGAAGAAGUAGUAUGUGAACUCUGUUCUCUUAGCCUUAUUGGCUUUGGAAUUUCCAGGCACCACUUCUACCAUAUGAUCCACAGAACUUCUUGCAAUGAAAGGAUGUUCUGGUUUCAGAAGCUGGUCUGCAUUGUGCUGUAUGCAGCAUGCUGGUACCUGGCUAGUAAAUGAUUGAAGAGGAGGGAGUAGUCUAGCCACUCCUUUCUUUUGAGGCUGACUGGCUAACAAGGGGUCAGACACAGCAUCCUUUGUUUUCCAGCUAAAACUUUAGCCCAUGUAUACUGACUUGAUGUUGGCAGGUGUUGCAUAAGUUUCAUGGAAAUACUAGUGUUGGGUAUGUUAGGUUUUAUAUUACCCAUGGAUGUUAUGACUUCACUAACAGGUGUACUUGGCAUAAGCCUCAGAGGCCCACCUCUGUAGGAGGUGGAUGUGCUAGGUCAGCCUUCUGUCCUCCUUGACCUGCAGAUCCAAAUGCAGGUUCAGGGCUGAAUAUCAGUAAUAUAAUUUCAGACUGACCAAUUAGCCAAUUUGUUUUCAUUUAUGUUUAGUAAUUAUGGGAGUUGAAGGGCAGGUCACCAAGACUGGUGAGUGUCUGGGGAAUUUACAAAUAAAAUGGGAAGAUGGUGAC